This is a messenger RNA of Archocentrus centrarchus (flier cichlid), 2495 nucleotides long. Its product is annotated as eukaryotic translation initiation factor 4E type 3-like. Gene Ontology annotation, cellular component: eukaryotic translation initiation factor 4F complex. The transcript has 7 exons. The record is from RefSeq and is a predicted model, not a curated record. Lineage: Eukaryota; Metazoa; Chordata; Actinopteri; Cichliformes; Cichlidae. Gene Ontology annotation, molecular function: translation initiation factor activity; RNA 7-methylguanosine cap binding. The coding region runs from base 39 to 698 and encodes 219 amino acids. Gene Ontology annotation, biological process: translational initiation.
AGUUUUUAUACGCGGUCAUUUGGCUUUGAGUGGUAUCGAUGGCAGUUCCAGUAGCUGCAUUACAACUGAGCUCAUCAUCCAGCCCGGGUCUGCUGGAGCACAACAUUCAUAUCAACGACAGAAAUUUGGAAGGAAUUUCUAAGAACAAUGAACAUGACACUCUGCCUUUACAUUCUCCGUGGACUUUCUGGCUUGACAGAUCUCUACCAGGAACAACAGCAGCUGAAUGUGAGUCAAACCUGAAGAAAAUCUACACUGUGGAAACGGUCCAGAACUUCUGGAGAGUUUACAACAACAUACCUGGCGUCUCCAGCCUGCCGCUGAGAUGGAGCUAUCAUCUGAUGAGAGGAGAAAGAAAACCACUCUGGGAAGAAGAAAGCAAUGCUAAAGGUGGCGUGUGGAAAAUGAAAGUACCCAAAGAAUGCACUUCUGCUGUGUGGAAGGAGUUGCUUUUGGCUACUAUUGGAGAACAGUUCAGUGACUAUUGUGCUCCAGAGGAUGAAGUAGUUGGAGUCAGCGUUAGUGUAAGAGACAGAGAAGAUGUGGUUCAGGUCUGGAACGGAAACGCUUCUUGUGUUAACGAGUCGAACGUCUUAGGAAGGAUCAACGAGCUCCUUCCAGAAAUCCCUUUUAAAGCAGUGUUUUAUAAACCCCAUGAGGAGCACCAUGCUUUUGAAGGAGGUAGAUCAAGACAUUAGCAACUUUGAGCACUUUUGCUUUGUUUUUCUGUUUUGUUUUUGAACACGUUUUUGGGGGUAAAAUACUGGGGCAAAUUUAGAAGCAUUUGAGUUUUGUGUAUCAUCUUAAUUACCUCGAUGUAGUUUUAAGUAUUACUCCUCAAAGGUGAGGAAAUUUCACAUCUUUUGAGCACUACUGUCUACAUGAGAAAAUGUAAUUCAUUUAGUCACAAGUGAAAAACUUAAAUAGAUUAAUUAUAUCUAGAGCAGUGUUUGUAUGUUUUUGUUUUUGUUUUUUUCUACUGCACAGUUUUACAAAAUUGUAACCAAAACAUUAGAUUGUUUAGAUGUAUUCUGGCUUACUUUGUGCAGUUUACCAAGCACAGAAAAAGCUAGCUCUUUGAACAAAAUCUUGUUUUUUUUGGAUUUAUAAGGAUGCAAAGUAUCACAAACCUUUAUAUUAACAACACAUUACACAGCUUUUGUAGCCAGCUAUUUUCUCUUUUUUGUAAAUUACAGUCAAAAUAAUGUUGUCUAGUUAGGACAAGAUAAAUAUUUAGUGUGCUGUAAGGCCAAUAUUUGAGCAUAAAUUGCACAUUCUUUUUUUUAUUUUCCUGUGUAGAAAAUGUGGAAGGUGAGAGGAAUAUAUUAGUGUUAUAAUAAAAUGACCUUGGUGCACAAGACACCUUGAAGAGAUGCUGAGAAAUAUAUGCAAUAAUUUCUAUUAUGUAGAAAAUUUGCUGUGUUGUAGCUGACAUUUUUAUUUAAGCCUCUGCUCUAUAUCAAGCACUUUGUACUGUGUGUGUGUGUGUGUGUGUGUGUGUGUGUGUGUGUGUGUGUGUGUGUGUGUGUGUGUGUGUGUGUGUGUGUGUGUGUGUAUAAGACAUCUGAUAGUCCCUCUUACAGCAUAUGGAGUUGUGAUACCUGAGACCAAAUACACUCUGGUUUUGUGUCACCUUUUCUGAUUAAGUGCAAUGCUGUUUUUAUGUAUUCUUUUAAAUUUGACACACAUCACGUAAAAAAAUAUAUAAAACUGGCCUCAGGAAAAAUGACCAAUAAAUACACAACACGCAGAAAUCUGCCACAAGGGCACAAAAAAAGCUGUUGCUGUUUUUGAUUCAAUUGAAAUUUAUUUAUGAAGUGAUGUUUUCAUGGCAGCAAUGCCAAAACUGCAUGAGUUUAUUUCUGCUUAACUAAAUGUUUUAGUUUCUCUAAAAUCCAUAGCUUCACCGUGUUAAUCCCCUGUGGUGUCAUAUGUGUAAAGCGAUAUUUGUAGAAUUUAAAAUCGGCCAUGUUCGGGGAAAUGUUAAAAUUCAUGUCAUUUACAUCUCACCAAAGGCGCCUUUUCAGCAGAGCUGUUUAAGUACUGAUACUGUUGUACUAAGACAAUUCAUUUCAUUUCUACAGAAAUAUAAAAUAUGUAUUGACACCCACAGAAAGAUUGCUGCUGUCAUUUAUCAAAUGUUGAAGUAUUUGUUAUGCUGGCUCAGCCUGAAUUCUGUGCUGAAAUGAAAAGGAGUUACUUUUCUAAUAAGACACUUGCCAGAAUUGCUUUAUUUACCCUGUAUUUUUCAGUUUAUGUAGUAAUGUUAAAAGCACAUACUGUAGGAUAAGAGAAUAACAAUAGCGUUUUCUUGCACAUGUACAGUUGACUGAUCACUUCAGAUCUCAGACUGUAAGUGAUUGUUGAUCUUGGAUGGUGCCUUGUGUUCAUCAGCAGUUUACAAUGUUAAAGUCCUCUGUAUUCAGCAUGUUGAAAUUGUAUGUUUCUCCAUUAGUUUUACACAUGGUAAAGAAAAAUAAAGAUAUGUAAACGUC